Molecule: messenger RNA, 693 nt
Organism: Quercus lobata
Lineage: Eukaryota; Viridiplantae; Streptophyta; Magnoliopsida; Fagales; Fagaceae
Product: collagen alpha-2(IX) chain-like
Exons: 2
Coding region: 58-600 (180 amino acids)
Source: RefSeq, a predicted model, not a curated record
GGUAUUUCAGAGCAGACGGAGCUUCACCUCCAACUACAAAAUCCAAAUAUUUCAACCAUGUUUGCCCUGUUCUUCAUGUUGUUUACCACCAUCAUCGCACCACUAAUUCCAACCCUCUCUUCACAACCACCACCACCACUAGUUCCAACCCUCUCUUCACAACCACCACCACUACCCGACUCCAAAUUUCCCUCCCUUACUCCGCCUCCACCACCAACAGUGCCAGCAUAUGAGUCGCCUCCAAUCCCACAUUUUCCCCCUUUCCCUCCAUCACUACCAGAUUACAACAUAUGGACUCCACCAAGUGAACCACAACCAGUAUCCGCGCGGUUCGUGCUGGGGUGUAUCUUGGUUCUAUCAACAUCAAUCGCCUUAAUCGCAGUGACGAUUUACUUUAUCCGGCGAAAAGGGAAGAAAGGGGACCAAGGGCCGAAAGGGGACAAAGGUGAGAAAGGGGAGAAAGGGCCGAAAGGGGAUCAAGGGCCGGACGGGCCGCGAGGGCCGCGAGGGUAUCCAGGGACGUCAACCUGCCAGAGCUGCUCGGGCCGCCCCGGCUGCCAGUGCCGUAGUAGCUGCCAGGAAAAGACAGGAUGGUGGUAACUGAUGUGCAUGUGCGAAUAUUGUGGAAUCAGCCAUCAUCUAAUAGCAACGAUUGAUGUCAAAGCUUUGAAUCGAAGAUUGCAAGUGCAAGUU